CAAAGUGAGCGAGUUCCGCUUUCGUCCGAGCUUCGUUUUCACGGCAGCAGGGAUCGCCUGUUUCCUCUUCGCCAACAACCGAGAGACCAAGGCAAAGGUGGAGAAUCACACGCACAGAUUUGUUUCGGUUUUACCGGGUCGACGAAUAAAAUAAUCCAUUCACAUUUGAGACGCUCCGAUAAAUUUUGCGACGAGCACGUAGCCGAAGCGCCUGCUGUGUCCAAGGGCUGUUGCUGCUUCCCUGUCGGCGGCCUCUCCUCGGACCUCGUUGGCCAAUGGAAGAGGCCUACGCUGAGCUAUAUCGUGAGUUCCUGCAUCUGCGGUCAAUAUGUAUGAAACAAGCUGCCCUUCUCGGUCAACUCAUGGAGACAGUGAAACGGCUACAAGGUAUGCACAUGGAUGCCACAAUGCCUAACCUUAACCAGUGCUCAGAGAAGGAGCACAAAUCUGCUCCUAAUGGACCCAGUGUCCAAGCAAACAAGCUGCUUCCCGCCGCUGCCCGCAAUAUAAAUGUCGCCAAAAGAGGAAGUGACAACAAUACGUGCCACCUGGCUGACAGUUUGAACAGACUGCAACUGCAUGCUGCCAGAGCACCUGACAACAGAGAAACCAAGGGUCACAGGGUGGACGGCCAAGACCCUUUUGUACCUUUUGGGGCUAACAGAGUGUCCCCUGGGGGUUUGGUUGACCUUCUGCGAGCAGAACAGCAUUUGAGACAGGAGCACAGAGCUAUGGGAGGGAUGAAUGAUUUGGGGGCUGUGGGCAAUCAUGCAACAGCACAAGAUCGUAAGCUGCCGCUGCCUACCCAGGGGCCCUGGAUGAACAGCUCCUUUUUGAAUAGCGAGAUGCUGAGUCAAGCUGGCGGCUUUCUGAUGUCUGAGGCAGCGCUGCACUCCCAGGUGUGUGAGUUCUGCCAUGCGGUCUUCCCAGGGAGCAGCACCACCAUGGGGGAGUUUCUGCGCCACCUCAACACACAUAUCACCUGAAAAUGGGCCGGCAUGGUGCGAGAUACAAAGAGGCUCCUAAUUAUAUAUGUAUGUAUGUAUGUAUGUAUGUAUGUAUAUAUAUAUCUGUGUGUGUGUGCGUAUACAUAUA
Scleropages formosus (Asian bonytongue) is the source of this 1095-nucleotide messenger RNA. RefSeq lists its product as uncharacterized. Lineage: Eukaryota; Metazoa; Chordata; Actinopteri; Osteoglossiformes; Osteoglossidae. Bases 276 to 986 code for a protein of 236 amino acids. Gene Ontology annotation, biological process: negative regulation of canonical NF-kappaB signal transduction. The record is from RefSeq and is a predicted model, not a curated record. The transcript has 4 exons.